Messenger RNA from Plenodomus lingam JN3, 609 nucleotides. Lineage: Eukaryota; Fungi; Ascomycota; Dothideomycetes; Pleosporales; Leptosphaeriaceae. The record is from RefSeq and is a predicted model, not a curated record.
AUGCAAGUAGGAAUCACUUUAUUUUCAUUUGCAGGUAUACCUCCUUUAAUAGGAUUUUUUGGUAAACAGAUGAUAUUAAGUGCAGCAGUGGAUAGCGGUUAUAUUUUUAUGGCAUUAGUUGCUAUAUUAACUAGUGUUAUAAGUGCUGUAUAUUACUUGGCUAUCAUAAAACAAAUUUUCUUCGACAAACCAGACUACAGUUUAAACAAAGAGCUGAAAGAUUUUAAUGCAGAUGGUUUAAUAACUGAAAAAAACACGGCCGUUGAAAAAGUUAGUAUACAAAUGAGUAAUAUUGUUAUAUCAAGCUCCUUAAGUUUAUCCAUUUCAGUUAUAACUACAACUUUUUUUAUCAUAUUUAUCCCUAUCUUGUCUAUAUUGUUAUUAGCUAUAAAUUUACUACUAGCACCGCACAAUCCCUAUCAAGAAAAGGAUAGUGUGUUUGAAUGCGGUUUCCAUUCAUUUUUAGGGCAAAAUAGAACACAAUUUUCAGUAUCCUUUUUUAUAUUUGGUCUUUUAUUUCUGCUUUUUGAUCUAGAAAUACUGCUGGUAUACCCGUACAGUGUUAGUAGUUAUACUAAUGAUAUAUAUGGUCUAGUUAUUAUGAUGUAG